Messenger RNA from Andrographis paniculata, 2502 nucleotides. RefSeq lists its product as uncharacterized. The transcript has 13 exons. The record is from RefSeq and is a predicted model, not a curated record. Lineage: Eukaryota; Viridiplantae; Streptophyta; Magnoliopsida; Lamiales; Acanthaceae. Bases 1 to 2346 code for a protein of 781 amino acids.
AUGGCGGAGGACUUCCGAUCAGCGGUGGAGGACGGCCUGCGCCUCUCCAAGAGAAUAUACUUCGGCGACGACAGAAAGGCGCCGCCCAAGCCUCCGCCGGCGAUGGAAAGAUCCAACAGCGCCGCCUCCACGUCGCCGCCGCCGCCGCCGCAAUAUCUGCCGACGUGUCCGAUGAUGUACGCUGUGAUCGGAAACCCUGAGAUCGUGGACAAUCCGGACAUGCCGAGCUACCAGCCGUACGUUCACGGCAAGCUGGAUCCGCCGGCGCUGAUGCCGCUGCAGAUGAAUCGGAUUUCUAUGGAGGUCGACUGCGCCGCCGCCGACACGGCGGUCGUCGCCGUCGCGGCGUCGUGGCGCGUGCACUGCGUCAUGGGAAGCCGCGCGUGUGAUUGCCUCCUCGCGCUCCCCGUCGGCGAACAGGGUUCAAUUCUAGGAGUGGAAAUAGAUAUCCCAAUGAGAUCAUUCCGUACUCAAAUAGCCUCUGCUUUUGAAGAAACUGCCAACUCCAAGAAAAGCAACAAUAAAGCAGCAAUAGAGAUUAACGACCACCCCCACCUUACUCCCAAUAUUUUCACCGUAAAGAUUCCCAAGAUCGACGGCGGCACAAAUCUCUCCGUCAAGCUCCGGUGGUCGCAGCGAUUAGUUCACCACGGAAACGGCCAGUUCACGUUGCAGAUCCCCUUCGCCUUCCCGGAGUACGUCACACCUGCAGUCAAGAAGAUUUCCAAACAUGAGAAGAUACAAAUCGGCGUUACCCCCUGUCCCGGCACGGACAUCCUCUGCGUCACAUCCAGUCAUCCCAUGAAGGAGAAGCAUCACGACUCGUUGGGGAAGAGGACCUAUUUGUACGAGGCGGACGUGCUUUCGUGGUCGAAAGACGACUUGGUUUUCUCUUACACCGUAUCUUCGAGCAAUACUUUCGGCACCGUGCUGUUGGGCUCGUCGCCAGACGUCGACGGUCAAAGGAUGUUCUGCUGUUAUCUUUACCCUGGAACAAGCAAGCCAAUCAAAACGGUUUUCACAAGGGAAGUGGUGUUUGUCGUGGACAUAAGUGGUAGCAUGAAGGGUAAAGUUCUUGACGAUACGAAAAACGCCAUCUUAGCUGCUCUUGCAAAGCUAAGCUCCGACGACUCAUUCAACGUUAUUGCAUUCAACAGCGAGAGCCACCAGUUUUCGUCAUCUUUAUGUCCGGCAACACAUUCCUGCAUCGAAGAAGCCAGACAAUGGAUUAAUGAGAAUUUCGUAGCCGCCGGUGGAACCAAUAUUUCGCACCCUUUGAACCAGGCAAUGGAGAUGUUUUCUAACAACACGUCCGCCAUCCCUGUCCUUUUCCUCGUAACCGAUGGCUCGGUCGAAGAUGAGAGGCAGAUUUGUGACGACAUGAAAAAUCAUUUUUCAAAAUUUACCAAUGUCCUACCCAGGGUGUACACACUCGGCAUAGGGAGCUUCUGCAAUCAUCAUUUUCUUCGGAAGCUUUCUCUGCUAGGCGGUGGCUAUCAUGAUGCAGUUCUUUAUGCGGCAGAUUCUAUCAAGGAACGAAUGAAAAGACUAUUCGACAGAGCCUCCGAGAUUUUUCUUACUGACAUUGCUUUCGAAAAUCUCGACAAGCUUCAUGAUGUUGAGGUGUUCCCUUCUCGAAUUCCAGACAUUACUUCCGGGACAGCGCCCUUGAUUGUAUUGGGCAGAUAUCAGGGGACGUUCCCCGAGACCCUUCAAGCUAGAGGUACCCUUUCGGAUAACAGUAAUAUUUCGAUGGAGCUGAAGGUGCAAGAAGCAGAGGAAGAAGUAGUACCUAUAAGCAAGAUGCUGGCAAAGCAAGAAGUCGAAAUACUUACAGCCGAGGCCUGGUAUUCAGACAGCCAGGAGCUCAAGAAAAAGAUAGCAGAUAUUUGUGUUCGGAAUAACCUAGUUUCGGAGUACACAGACAUGAUCCUACUCGAGACUGUAAGAAGGAAAACUAAAGCAGACAAAACCACCGCGCCAAACAAGCCUAAGGUUUCUUCUAAAGUAGCUGAUUCUCAUGGGGUCGAAGAACCGAAGCCUCAAAAAAUAUUAGUGCUACGUAACAUUGGAAUAGGUUUCGGGAACUUACGUGCCACAGCCGAAAAUCUUUACUCUGGAACUGGCUAUCAAUACGCUGCCCUCGAAGAUGAAAAUGGCGGUUCCAGUUGCUGCCGAAAUCUCUGUCGAUAUUGCUGCGGCAUGGGCUGUAUCCAGAUCUUGUCAAAGAUCAAUGACCAGUUAGCGGUCGCACUCACUCAGUUGUGUUGCGGCUUUACAUGUUGGGGUUGCUUUGAGUGUUGUUCCGAUGCAUGCUCGACCUGCUGCGAAUGCUGCGAAGGAUAAUAAGGUUAAAAAGUGUAUAUGUAUAAAAAGAUACGUAUAUAUAUAUAUGUGUGUGUGUGUGUUUAUUACCCAGCAGGCGGAAGGCAGCAUGCGGAAGGAAUCCAUCGAUAUGUAUCAAACAGUUGCACAGUCUAUGAGAUGUUUUCGGAUAUAUAU